UCGAUUUUAAAAUUUCUGCGUCAUAAUUUUUAUUUCCCCAGUUGCACACACUUAUUGUCUGGGAGUUUAUACAGAAAAACUGGAGCCAUUAAUGAGUAAAUAUGAUGACAUUUCUCCACCGAGUUCUCAGCUUGAUAAGGAGAAUCCCUUGUUGUGAACUUAAUGAAGCAUUCGAAGACGACAUAUGACUCUUUCCAAGACGAACUUGAAGAUUAUAUAAAAGUGCAAAAAGCCAGAGGCUUAGAGCCAAAGACUUGUUUCCGAAAGAUGAGAGAGGACUAUUUGGAAACCUUUGGGUACAAAGAAGAGGUUGAUUUCAGACCCAGAUACAGAAUGUCUAAUCAGACACUCCCAUCUGAGGCUAUGCAGAUUUAUCCAAGGUCAUACAGUAGUCCACAAACAUUGGAAAGCCGGUUACCUCAGAGGCUCCCAGCUCAUGAGAGCAGACUGAGAUUAGACUCUCCUGGCUACUGUCAACUGACCCAGGACUAUUCUUCAGAAAAAACAGGACCCUUGGGCAUCGGUCAGCAAGAAUAUAACUGUGGCUCAUAUAGUGGAGAAUCCGGAGUUUUCAAGUACCUUUCCUCAGAAACCAGUACUGGCGCCCAUCAAGCCAGUCAUAAGCAGAUACACCAGAAGAGAAAGCGGCACCUUGAGGAAGGCGGAGAAAAACCCGAGGAGGUGCGGCCCAAGCACAAGAAGAAAAAAGGUUGUGAGGAAGCAGAUUCAGACAAACAUCCGAGCAUCCAAAGGAGGAAAACAGAGGUGGAAACAGUUAGUGUCAGUUCAGAAAAGCCUAAGAGUCGAAAGGAGAAAAAGAGAGAAGUAUCCUCUAAGAAGGAGGAGCGUAAGCGGAGAAAAGAGAAAAAGGGUCAAGGCGAAGAAAGGACGGAGGAGGAAAUGCUGUGGGACCAGUCCAUCCUUGGAUUUUGAAAUCACAUGGUUGGUUCUCCGAAGAUUGAAUUGAACAGAAACUUGUUGAGUAGCUUGGUGUUAUGGGUUUCAUGUUCAUAUCACUUUUCUUACAUGCACAGGUAUUUUAAUCUCUAACAAAGACCAGUUGAAUGGAAAGAGUUUAGUAUGCUUACUCUCCAACACGGAAAUUACUUUUCCUUACUUUCUGAAAGCAUCUUUACAUUUUUCUUAUGUAUAAUGUAAUUUCCCUUAAUGAUAAUGACUCUGCUUUUAUCCAACAAGUUGCUGAUAGUAGAGUUAUUUUCCCUUGGAAAAUUGUUUGAAAUUGGAGGAUUAAUAAGCUUUGCAGAAUCUAUUUCUUGGUUGGGGUUGCUUUGGUUUUAGUGGGAGACUUUUAUGUUUGUUGGUUUUCUCUAUGAGCAAUUUAGAUUUUUUUUCCUUGUUAGUGCUAACAUGUAUAUUCUAGGUUGGAAAUUGGAAAGUUAAACCUAUUACAAUAAUAAGCUUAGAUUUAAAUAUGGUUUUAAAAGUUCUAAGAGUUCUGAUACAAAAUCAGCUUAUAUUCUGUACUUGUUUAUAAUAAAGUGUUCUAAUUUCCACAUGUU
Echinops telfairi (small Madagascar hedgehog) is the source of this 1520-nucleotide messenger RNA. RefSeq names its product lysine rich coiled-coil 1 (gene KRCC1). Bases 163 to 933 code for a protein of 256 amino acids. The record is from RefSeq and is a predicted model, not a curated record. The transcript is spliced from 2 exons. Lineage: Eukaryota; Metazoa; Chordata; Mammalia; Afrosoricida; Tenrecidae.